UAUUUAAGGAGUUGCAGGAAUGGGCUGAGAAUCGCUUUUGCUUUCUCCUCAGACAGGCAUAUUCUUAUCUGAUUUGGAGCAUCACUGAGCUGAAGAGAGAGUAAAGGGGAAAAUCCCCACAGACUCUACCACCACCAUGUGCUACGGGAAAUGCGCACGAUGCAUCGGACAUUCGCUGGUGGGGCUCGCCGUCCUCUGCAUUGUGGCUAAUAUUUUGCUUUACUUUCCCAAUGGAGAAACAAAGUAUGCCUCUGAAAACCACCUCAGCCGCUUCGUGUGGUUCUUUUCUGGGAUCGUAGGAGGGGGCUUGCUGAUGCUCCUGCCAGCGUUUGUCUUCACUGGGUUGGAAGAGGAAGACUGCUGCGGCUGCUGCGGCCACGAAAACUGUGGCAAGAGCUGCGCGAUGCUUUCUUCUGCCCUGGCCGCCCUCAUCGGAAUUGCAGGGUCGGGCUAUUGUGUCAUUGUGGCAGCCCUGGGCUUAGCGGAAGGACCAAGAUGCCUCGAUUACCUUGGCCAGUGGAACUACACCUUCGCGAACACCGAGGGACAGUACCUUUUGGACACCUCCACAUGGUCCCAGUGCAUUGAACCCAAGAACGUUGUGCAAUGGAACGUAACUCUGUUCUCUAUCCUCUUGGCUCUUGGUGGAAUCGAAUUCAUCUUGUGUCUCAUUCAAGUAAUAAAUGGAGUGCUCGGAGGCAUAUGUGGCUAUUGCUGCUCUCGCCAGCAGCAAUAUGACUGCUAAAAAACCAUCCCAAGACAGAACCAAUCCUCCUUUAAUUCAUUGUAAUUUAUAUAUUUUACUUGUUUUAAUUUGUAAAACUUUGUAUUAGUGUAUCAUACUCUACAUAUUCUACUUUUAUAAAUGUGUAUAAAAACUGGCAUCUUCAUGUUAUGUCAGUGUUUGGACUUAGGAAACAAACCUUUUUUAAGGAAGGAGAAAACGAACCACACUCUGGUGGUAAUCUUUACUAGACCGAGUGACAGUCCUCAGCAUAUCUGAGAUAGACUCUGGCCUGAGGUAGUGUUUUUGAGAAACAUUACAAGGAUAAAAAUCACAUUCCAUUUACUGUUGUAUAUAUGUGCGUGUGUUUUUUAAAUGAAAGAUUUCUAGUUGCUUUUUUUUAAGAUCAAGAAGGAGGAAACCCAAGAACCCCAAAAGAUGUGAUUUUUCGCUGUUUAUAUGGUGUUUCCCAUUCGUUUGCCUACAAAUCACUGAUGAAGAGGCCUUUUGAACGGCUGCGUGUUCUGUGAGAGGCAGCUGCUUGCACAGGGGUGGGAGGAUGAUCCUUGAAAAUGCUCCCGGCCAAGUGAAUGAGUCAAAAAAUGCAAAGCUGCUAGUUGCUGCGAGUACUACUUGAUCGUAAAUUUUUCUCACAUGUAGAAAGCCUUUUGUUCUUCAGUAACAAGGACUGAGGGUGCUAUAUUUAAAAAGAAAAAGGCCUGGAUAAUGGGAUGAGAAGAGGAAAUAUGGGAAAUGGAAAAAAACAGUUGAUCAGCUUCAUGGGGGAUAUGGAUGGAGGGGGACCACGGAGGCAAUGCCCCAACAACUCGCUUGUUUAAAUACAAUAAAAUAAAGUAUUUGCUGUUUUUUGU
Molecule: messenger RNA, 1596 nt
Organism: Choloepus didactylus (southern two-toed sloth)
Lineage: Eukaryota; Metazoa; Chordata; Mammalia; Pilosa; Megalonychidae
Gene: TM4SF1
Product: transmembrane 4 L six family member 1
Exons: 5
Coding region: 137-745 (202 amino acids)
Cellular component (GO): membrane
Source: RefSeq, a predicted model, not a curated record